Eupeodes corollae is the source of this 1381-nucleotide messenger RNA. It is a transcript of the gene CycJ, whose product is annotated as cyclin-J. Gene Ontology annotation, cellular component: cytoplasm; nucleus; centrosome. NCBI's taxonomy places the organism in Eukaryota, Metazoa, Arthropoda, Insecta, Diptera, Syrphidae. The transcript is spliced from 4 exons. Gene Ontology annotation, molecular function: cyclin-dependent protein serine/threonine kinase regulator activity. The record is from RefSeq and is a predicted model, not a curated record. The coding region runs from base 183 to 1232 and encodes 349 amino acids. Gene Ontology annotation, biological process: regulation of cyclin-dependent protein serine/threonine kinase activity; mitotic cell cycle phase transition.
AUUUUGAUUUAUUUUAUAAAAAAAAUAAAAAUUGUACAGUUUCUAUAUACCUACACGUUAGUUGUAUUUAAUAAACUAAUGUACAUUUAAAAUCAAAACAAGCGGAGGCCUCAAGCAUUUUAUUAAAAUUAAUAAAAUAUUCGUUGGGGAAAAUAAAGGAAAUCUUAAAAAUCGACAUAAUUAUGUCAAUGUCUUCUGAAAAAGUCGAGUUUAGUCACUCCCAAUCCUUGUUGACUCCUAAAAUUUGUGCAAAUACAUCUUUUGAGUCCUUCCACUCUUCGCUUAAUGCCAACAAAUAUUACAGCAAUCAAAAAUCAGAAAACGCUAUUUGGUGCGAUGAAUACUUAAAAGAGAUUUUGGUUUCCUUAAAAGAGUCGGAAAAACGCCGACGAAAAAUUGAUUAUAAAUCACGCCAGAUUCCACACAGGGCUAUUCUGUUGAUGCUCAUGGAAAUUACAGCCAUCCGGAUCCCAUUGAAUCGGACAACGCUCCAUCUAGCUGUUUACCUUUUGGAUGGUUUCAUGGACACCUAUACUAUUUCCCAUGACAAAUUGAAUGCAUCUGCAUUGAUGUGCCUCCUAUUAGCUGCCAAAAUCGAAGAAGCCGAUCAGAAUAUUCCCAAAUUUGCCCAACUUAACGAAAUAGUUGAAAAUGCCUACACAAAUCAAGAUUUCAAAGUUGUCGAAAAGAAGAUCAUAACGACAUUUCAAUUUGAUUUGAUUCAUCCGACUGCGGCGACUUUUGUCGAAAGUUACUCCAAUCAGUUGGUUUCCUAUCAGGACUAUCUGUUCCAUCAAAUUCAUCAUUCAAAUACACGAUCAAGUGUAUUUUCUACAUACGAAUCGAUGAUAAAGGACAGUACUGAACUUCUUUUUAACAUAUUAGAUGUAACCUUACAUGACAAUAGGCUUGUAAAUUAUACCCCUUCGGUUGUGGGUGCAGCUUGUUUGGCUCUAACGCGUUCCCUCAAAAAAAUCCAGCCGGUCUGGACGGAGAGGCUUGUCGAAUUAACUGGAUAUAAUUAUGAGAAAAUCGAGCCAAUAGUUGAAGCUUUGGAAAUACUUUAUGCGUCACAUGCUCCGAAGGCAGACAAGAUAUGUGACAGUCCCGAAUCUGGAAUUGCUUCCGGUUCUGAUUGUAAAUCAGAAUCUGAAUCCGAAUCAGAUUCAGAUGAUGAGUAUGAUUUGGUUGAUUACCAUCCAGCCAUAAAGAGAAGGAGGAUAUUUCAUUGAAAUAUUUUUAAAUACCCAUUAAUUUCUCAUUAAUUGUAAAAUUUAAAAUUUUGCCGUUAAAAAAUUGUUAAUUUUUGUUCAAAAAAUGUUAUAUGAAAUUUGUUACUUGGAGGGGAAGCUAAAUAAAAAGUUUAUUUAUUUAAAUUGAA